Messenger RNA from Exaiptasia diaphana, 2355 nucleotides. Its product is annotated as protein mab-21-like. The record is from RefSeq and is a predicted model, not a curated record. Lineage: Eukaryota; Metazoa; Cnidaria; Anthozoa; Actiniaria; Aiptasiidae. Bases 43 to 1365 code for a protein of 440 amino acids. The transcript has a single exon.
GAAAUUUUACGCAUAAUUCACACUGCAUAGCAUACGUAAAAGAUGUCUCACAAGGGCUUCAGUGCAAGAARAAAUACAUCAAAAUCAUCGAAAUUGUCUAAGCAAAAAUCCCUUUCUACCAGCUGCAUUUUUGAAAAGCCCAGCCUCAGUAAGAGAUCGAAGAGUGAAACGAAUUUGCUGUCAAACAAACGAUGUAUUUCUUUAACACAACUCAACAUGCUCGGCUCAACAAAAUCUCUUGAGCAACUCGAUUUACAGAGCAUCAAAGCAGAAGAACUAUUCUCACGCGAAUUUGAUCAUUUUUACGAUAAAAAAGUGCGGAGCRGUCGAUCAAAAUCGAUGGAAAACAAACGGUUGGCAUUCACGGCGGCCUUUAAAGUUUUAUUAAACGCGCAGUUUGUCAACGACAGAUUCACUACUACAGAUCUACUGCAGCGAAACCCUAAAUACUGUGAACUAACAGAGCUGACGUCCAACUGGUUUGAAUUUGAAAUUCCUUUGUUUUUAGAUGGUCUUGAUCAAAAUGUUUUUGUUCAAUACGCUGAAGAGGGUGGCUAUGUUCGUCUUGCGAUUGAUUCUGARCAGAAUUUCAACUGGAGUGACUGCAUCACAGAGGAGGGGUUUCUAUCUGCUAAUUUGGUACGUUCAAAUCUUCAACUCACGAUACAGAAGACUUUGGUACUCAUGAAUUCCAAUAUCCAAAAAGACAUGGACACUCUACCAGACGGUGUAAACGCAUUAACCGUCUAUUGCGAUGGCUCAACUAUUGUAUUAGACAUCAAUUCAGGAGAAGUACUCGUCGAUUUGAUACCAUCUAUCAGACUUCAUAGCCAAGCACUUGAAUUCUUCCGGCGCGUAGCGAAAUCUCACGUUAGCCCAUCCCACGCCCUUGCUAAAGCCAGUGAAAGACCAAUAAGUGAYCCUGAAACUCUUUGGAUGCUGUCAUUUGCCAGUGAAGAGCGGAAAAAGGUUUGGCAGCUGAACCAGAAUCAGCGCAAACUGCUCGAUGUACUGAUUGAGUUGCGAGAGCUAGAUGGAUUGUUUGGUGAACUUUCUCUCAAUCACAUGGCGACGACAAUGUUUUAUUUGGUUGAUGAGAUAAAUGAUCCUUACGAUUGGACGGACAGCGAUAUCGGAGAGCGAUUUAUCGACGCACUUUUCUAUCUGGAAGAAUUCUUAGAGCGCAAGUUCUGCGAACACUACUUCGUUAAAGGCGCAAAUCUUUUUAAUGCAAUGGGCCCGGUCACAUUAUCCCAGUUAAAAGACAAAGUGAGAAGGAUUGUAAAGCCAUCUUGUGUUGCCUGUGGUUUAGCUUCGUUAUUUGGACCAUACACAAAUAUCAAAUGCAAAAAGAUGCACUUCUAAUAUUCAUUCAUACAUUUAAAUCUUUGAAGUCCUGCACUUCGCACUCCGGCAACGGAUAUAUAUGACCUUCCAUCAGCAUUCUUUAAACACUGCAAUGGCUUUCCUUUUGACUUUGAAAAGGCUUGACACGGACAAUUCUUGAAAUUUGACAUGAUGAUACGAGAGAGCAAAUUUCGCGAGUAAAAGUUUUGUUGCAGAACUUUUUUUUUUCUUCCGCCUCAAAUCGUUGGUGCAGGCGAGGGGGAUUUGCUCCGGAAGCAUGUUGCGGACGCAUGUUGCGGAAGCAAGCUCCUUCAACACGUUUUGAUAACGACUGCGAUCGAGCAAAGUUUCAUAAGAACAUCAGUGACAAUAGUUACUAGUAGUCGAGUUUAUGAAAUACCUUAAUCAAGACAAUCCAAUUUGCCUUUCUAAAGAAGAAAUCYAGUGAAUCAUCUUAAAAGAUUUUAUUGAAAAUAACAAACAUCGUACUGAUAUACAAUAACUAUUAAAAAAUAUAACUAUUACAAAUAAUACAUAAUACGUAUGAUCAUGCGUUAUUAAAAUAUAAUACAUAAGAGUGAUAAAAAUAAUUAUUAGGUAAUAUAUGAAAAAGGUUGAAAUACCCUAAGACGUGUACACGUCAGGUUGAUUUAAAAGCCAUGCACAAGUAUGGUUAUAGUUUUGUUUUACAAAUAAUGACAGUGGACAUGUUAGCACAAUAUCGCCGCUAAAUAUUUGUUUAGUCUGUAAAUAUCUGUGCUUAUUUAGGGCUUGGUAAACUGAAGCGUUUUAACAACGUUUUUGUAGUUUGUUCUACGCAAUUCAUAUUAAAGAAUUAUUGUCAUUAUGUGGGAUCUCCGAAGCUCUUUUUUCAAAUCUAUGUUAUAUAUACGGAAAGAAGGCAACUCUUUGAUAUGGGAAAAGGAAAACUUUUUACUAUACACAAAUGUAUUUAAGUUCGUACUAUUUGUACAUAAGUAAAUAAAAAACAGGCAAUUUCCUCGACUA